Molecule: messenger RNA, 2718 nt
Organism: Nilaparvata lugens (brown planthopper)
Lineage: Eukaryota; Metazoa; Arthropoda; Insecta; Hemiptera; Delphacidae
Gene: Syt7
Product: synaptotagmin-7
Exons: 10
Coding region: 441-1523 (360 amino acids)
Biological process (GO): calcium-ion regulated exocytosis; vesicle fusion; regulation of calcium ion-dependent exocytosis
Cellular component (GO): synapse; membrane; axon
Molecular function (GO): calcium-dependent phospholipid binding; clathrin binding; phosphatidylserine binding
Source: RefSeq, a predicted model, not a curated record
UUUAGUCGGAGGCCAGCAGUAGAGCCGGCAUCCCCACAAAACACUAACACUCACGCACCACACACAAACACACUGACGCAAACGCACAUACACACAUAUUUUCUAACGUUCAUCAUCGCCGCUUCAAAUUGUUCUCCUUUUUAACGUUAUUUAUAAAUCGAAAAUCGUUGUUGCUGUUAUUGUUGUUGUUGUUGUUGUUAAGUAUUCUUGUUGUUGUUGUUGUUAAAUGUUGUUAAUCGUGACAGUUUGACUAAAACAGUCGCCGUAGAACCAAAAACAUUGAUAUUCUAGUUGAUGUUGUUAGUUGUUAAAGCUAUCGCUGUUGUAGUUUCUCUAAAUAUUGUAUAAGUUAUCGUUUGUGACGCAUUUUCGGACCAGUAUCACUAGCACAAGUCUACCAACCACACAAGUCGCGUGCGCGGAGGCGGGACUAACCAAAAAUGUUCAAGAAGUUACCGCUCUCCAAGUUCAAGUUUCUUUCUCAAAGCUUAGCUCAACUCGAAACAACCGGAACCGGAAGUCCAGGAAGCAAGUCUCCGGCAGGGGGCUCAGGGCCCGCCACCGGAAGUCAAGAUUCGUCAAAAACUCCACCAACUGCACACAACAAAGCACUUCAAAAUGUCAAGGGUGAUCACCCUUCGAUGGCGUUCCUGCAGAGCCGAUCCAUAUCAUUGGUGGAUAUGUACAUAGAUAAUUCUGAGCCAUCAGAGAAUGUUGGACAAAUCCACUUCAGCUUAGAAUACGACUUUCAAAAUACUACUCUUAUCCUCAGAAUUCUGACGGCUAAAGAACUGCCAGCCAAAGACAUGUCUGGAACUUCUGAUCCGUAUGUGCGAGUCACCUUGCUACCAGACAAGAAACACCGUUUGGAGACCAAGAUCAAACGCAGGACAUUAAAUCCUCGUUGGAACGAGACUUUCUACUUUGAAGGCUUCCCCAUCCAAAAACUGCAAAGCCGAGUUCUCCACUUGCAUGUGUUCGACUACGAUAGAUUCUCCCGUGACGACUCAAUAGGCGAAGUCUUCCUGCCCCUAUGCCAGGUGGAUCUUUCAGAAAAGCCAUCAUUCUGGAAAGCUCUGAAGCCACCAGCCAAAGAUAAGUGCGGUGAACUGCUCACUUCCCUGUGCUACCAUCCUAGCAACAGUAUUCUCACUCUAACUCUCCUCAAAGCUCGUAAUCUCAAAGCAAAGGAUAUCAACGGAAAGUCUGAUCCUUACGUGAAGGUAUGGCUGCAGUUUGGAGAUAAGCGUAUCGAGAAGCGGAAGACCCCGAUUUUCAAAUGCACUCUGAAUCCAGUAUUCAAUGAGACAUUCAGUUUCAAUGUGCCAUGGGAGAAGAUACGUGAGUGCUCCCUUGACGUCAUGGUCAUGGACUUUGACAACAUCGGUCGUAACGAGUUGAUUGGCCGUAUUCUGCUGGCCGGGAAAAAUGGGUCUGGAGCUACUGAGACCAAGCAUUGGCAAGAUAUGAUAACGAAGCCUCGUCAAACUAUCGUACAGUGGCACCGUUUGAAACCUGAGUAAGGUGACAGAUGAUACCAACAGAGCGGAUUGCGUCGAGAACAGUUUUUGUAAAUGUGGACUGACUGAGAAAAAAAAUAUAUAUACUAUAGAGAUAGGAACUUUCUGAACACAUUUAUAUUGUGGAAUACGUUUUGCUCGAUGUGUAUGUGUAAAAGUAUUUAUUUGUGAAACCAAAGUAUUUAAUUCUAUUGGUCAAUAUUGUAGAUAACCAAUGGAGCUACUAAUUGAAAUGAUCGGAUGAUGAUCAUUUCAAGGAGUAUGGGUCACAAAUUACGUAUCACUAACCUUUUAACCAGUCUUGAAUUAAAUAUAUUAUUACUCAGUUCAAGCUGUAUUAUGUGUGUUCAGUUUAAGCUUAGAAUGUAUGUCGUCUAUGUAACAAAAAAAACAGCUUUCAAUAUGCUAUUCUUGUAUUUUUUACUAGGAAAUAAAUUGUAUUUUCCUUAUUCGCAUGAGAAAGGAACUGCAUAUUUGUUUAGGCAAUGCAUUCAAGAAAAAACAAUUAUUCAAUCUACCAAUUACUCUAAAACUCACGCACAAGUCUCAGACUCAUGUGGCGAGUUCCACUACUCAUCGUCUACUAAAAAUAAAGACACAUGGAUAGGAAUGGAGCAUUCAAAUUAAAUCGCAAAGAAUGUUAAUAUUUCACAAAAUUCUAUGGGAAAGUAUUCAGACAUCUCUUUUAGAAUUAUCAAGUAAACUUUGAAAGCUUCUACUUCAGUGUGGACCAAAUCUUUAUCCAUCAGUAUUUAAUUAUAUUCUUUUUGAUUGCAUGUUCAAAAAUUUGGAGAUGACAACACCAAACAUAAUUGGCAAAAUCAAUCAAGCCAUCAUCUAUAUCUCAAUUGAUAACAUAAAUCUAUAAUCACUCGAAAACAAUUGAAACAAAUCAGAACAAUCAUUUUAACAUAAUUAUUAUGAAUCCAAGAUAAAAACCGUUGUUAUCAAAUAUUUUAUAUCCAGAGAGCACGCACAAUAUUAUUUGGUGUACUAUGACACUCUUUCUAGUCAAAAUUAUCUCAAAAGAAGUGUACCGUAUUCCUGAUUUGGUGAAAAAUAUUAUUCAUUUUGAAAAUUAUUUUAAAGGAAAAGGUGGUAAUACAAAAACUAAAUCAUGGGAGAAACCCGGAAGCUUCCAUGAAUUACCGGUACCGAUUAUUUUUUUAACUCAAUAUUUAUGAGUACCGUAUACGAU